UUCUACUGCAGCUGACGCCCUGCCUCGAGACGGUUGACCAGUCCGUGGACAAGGGAGACUCGACACUGUCGCUCAUCAUACCGAACACUUUGUUCUACGUGCGGUACAUCUGGAUGUAAGCGUUUCCCUAACCGAGGCCCGUGCCUUAAAACUUAAAUCCUCUACCACUCCAGAUAUAUAUCAUUUUUAUAGAUUUAACAGUUGUACAUUAGGUUCAGUUGGUAGUAAGUUUCAAACAACUGUACAUUAGGUACGGUUGCUGGUAAGUUUCAAAUAGUUGUACAUCAGGUACGUUGUACGUAACGUACGGCUUGUAGUCAGUUUCAAAUAGUUGUACAUCAGGUACGUUGUACGUAACGUACGGCUGGUAGUCAGUUUCAAAUAUUUUUACCGUAGGUACAGUUGGUAGCAAGUUUCAAAUAGUUGUACAUUUGGUACAGUUGGUAUUAAGUUUCAAAUAGUUUCCCCUUACGUACAGCUGGUAGUAAGUUUCAAAUAGUUGUACAUUUGGUACAGUUGGUAGUAAGUUUCAAAUAGUUGUACAUUUGGUACAGUUGGUAGUAAGUUUCAAAUAGUUGUACAUUAGGUACAGUUGAUAGUAAGUUUCAAAUAGUUUUACAGUAGGUACAGUUGGUAGCAAGUUUCAAAUUAUAGUUGUACAUUUGGUAAAGUUGAUAGUAAGUUUCAAAUAGUUUUACAGUAGGUACAGUUGGUAGCAAGUUUCAAAUAGUUGUACAUUUGGUACAGUUGGUGAUAAGUUUCUAAAAAUUGUGCAUUUUUUUUUCAAUGCACUAUACUAUAUAUUAAAACAAAAUAAUGCUUUCAAAAGGAAACUUGACGCAAAAUGAGAUCACGUGAACUGAAAAAACAAAUUCUAUCAAAAUGUCCGUCCGAUCAAAUUUCCUUCGACGAAAUUUCCUUAAAACAAAUUUCCUGUAACCGAAUCGUUUCAGAAUCUCCCCCAUAUUAAGUUAUAAUGAGCCAUAAAUAAAACUAAUGCACAAUGAAUUCUCCGUCAUCCAUAUGAGCAGUUCAAAAUAGAUACACUCUUGAGUUGAAGAGUAGCAUCUCCUUCAUCCUUUUAAAGCAUUCAAGAUUUAUUUUUUUAAGUUUGAUUUCAACGACCUAGUUUAAAAAUAACGAAGGGACGGGACAGAUCAAUGUGAUGGGCUUUGUCACAUGUCUAAUAUUCAGAUAUCAGUUUUGUUUUGUAAAAAUAAUGUAUUGUUUUGUUAAAUAGAAAUAACAGGAAGUGAGGAAUUAUGGGAAGUGUAACGGCCAUAAAUGUUUUGCAGGGAUUCAGAUAUUUGGCGCUGGCCAUGUUCAUUUUUGUUAUUAAUAGCAUCUUGAUGCUCAUUUUGUGAAACAGAAGAGGUUGUAUGAAGGAUUAUAUUUUACUCUGAUCUACAGAGAUCUUGUUUUUAUUGUGUGUCCGUUCAUCAGUCAAUACAAGUCGUGAUGCUAAUUCCUCUGGUGCUUAUUUGGAUAAACAUGGCGGACGUAUGAAAAUGUGGAUGCACAGUAUGGUUUAAGUGAUAAUGACAACCCUACAAGUAACAACAUCAUAACAUAUACAACUGUGUUUAUGAUACGUCACAGGCUUUAUUUAGAAGACAAUCAUGUGUGACUUAUUCCCCUUGUCGACAGGACCCCCCACACUAACACGACUGACUACGCCACCGUCGUGAUCCAGAGCACCGCCAAAUCUCAACUGGAACUGAACAGCGUCCCGGUCGUGACCAAGAGCACUACAGUGAGUGUGACCAAGUGAGUAUAUGACAUGGAUUGCGAUUAAGUACGCAUUAAAAUUGAUUGUGAUUAAGUGAGUAUGACGUUGAUUGUGACUAAGUUAGUAUUACAUUGAUUGUGACUAAGUGAUCAUUGCAUUAAUUGUGACAAAGUGAGCAUGCACUGAUUAUGACUAAGUGAACAUACUUUCAUUAUGACUAAGGGAGUAUUCUAUUGAUUGUGACUAAAAGAGUAUUCCAUUGAUUGUGACUAAGUAAGUGUUUCAUUGAUGGUGACUAAGUGAGCGCGCACUGAUUGAAUGGCUCUCUCAUUUUUAGGAAACACGCCACCUGUUGAAGACUUUGUCUUUAUAGUUUGAUACCUGACCUGUGUCAAUUUGAGAACUGUUAAGUCGUCCUACAAGCAUACCGCGUGUCUGUUUCUCCUAUACGAUGUAGUUAACUUUUUUGUUAACUCAGCAAAAUCGUUACUUCAUUCGAAAUUGUUUCUUUUUACUAACUUACGGCCUCUGCUAAAACUCAUUCAAUUUGUUUAUUUUGAGAAACUCUGACCAUACAAAACCAUCCGAAGACGUCUUAUAUUUUUAAAAAAAAAUAAUAGUUUAAAAAAGUUUUAAAAAGUCAAAACAAAGAUUCCUUAUUUUAUUUUUUUUAUUUUUCGGCGCAAUAAAUACCUCAUCAGAAUUAAAAUCGUUCUGUAUAGUUAACUUUUUUUUUUCCAACAACUUCAGAUUAAUAUCAGAUGAUCUAUUUUAAUUUUUGUGCUUUCAAAAAACCAGUUGAUGAAUUUCAACACUUCGUUAAUUUUUAACUUAAACUACGGGUUAAAAAUAGUCUUGUGUUGUUUUUUUUUUAAAUUAGUUUCUUCCAAAUUUUUUUUUUCUCUUCUUCAGGCAGUACCCAAAUUAGUUUAAGCGUAAAAUUAAUAGUCACUUGAUGCUUGCGGCCAGUUGAAAUCAUGUGUUGGAAGUCACUCGGCACAGGGUUAUUUUAUUGUCUUAAUAAAUCAAUUCGUUGGUUGUUUUUUGUCCCCAGUCUCACCUGGUACAACGUCCCCGGGGACGGAGAGUACCAGAUCAUUAAUUUGAUGGUCCCGAAAGGAGUGAACACUCUGACGACGAACCCUAUAGCGCGAUUCGGUUGCUACCUGUUUGGUAAAGGCGCGGGGGAGUCGUACAUGCACCCAGUGGGAUUCCAUG
This is a messenger RNA of Lymnaea stagnalis (great pond snail), 2947 nucleotides long. NCBI's taxonomy places the organism in Eukaryota, Metazoa, Mollusca, Gastropoda, Lymnaeidae. The record is from the annotation of a GenBank genome assembly.